AUGAAGAAGAAUUUUCAAAAAUAAACUACAGUCCUUAACAUCUAAUCACACAGAUCUGAAAGAUCGAAUAGUUCAAAUAUCUUUUAAGAGCCUCAUUGCAACAGUAUUAAGAUUUGUAAAUUAUUGAAAACUUAUUAGCUUAAUUAGCAAAAAAAAAUAUUAGAUGUGACAAAUACUCUACUUAAGAAACCUUAAUUAGUGAAGCAAUUUCCUCUCAACUAAAUCAAACCUAAAUCAAGCUAAAAAAAAUUGAUUAACUAAAAAAUUAGUUACAAAAAUUAAAAUAAAAUUUAGAAAACUAAUCAAAAUAAAAAUUAAAUCUAUGCAAUAUCAUAGAUGAUACAAUUUAAAAUUUAAUUUAACUUAAAGAUUUAUUUUAAAUCAAAAAAUUAGAAGAACCAUGGUAAGAAAUUAUUCAAAUGGAGCAAGAUAUCUAUUUAAAUGAAGAAAAUAUUAUUAAAUCUAUAUAAAUUUCUCAUUUUAAUUAAAUUAUAAUCCAACAUUAAUUAGGCAUACUUUAAUUAGACUCCUAAUUACAAAAAAUACAGCAAUAGAAUUUUUGGGUGACUUAAAUUUAAACUUUACAUGAAACAUUUAUUUAAAAGAAUCAUGUGAUUUUGCAAUUGCUUAAACCAAAAACUUUAAAUAACCUACAAUAGUCUAUCAAAAAUAAUGGAGGGAAUUUUGGCCAUUCUUUUGGGUAGAAAUAUUGA
Molecule: messenger RNA, 713 nt
Organism: Paramecium sonneborni
Lineage: Eukaryota; Ciliophora; Oligohymenophorea; Peniculida; Parameciidae
Source: the annotation of a GenBank genome assembly